CCUCUUUGGCUACAGACGAGGGGUCUCCGCGGUCGGGGGAGAAAGAUGGCGUCGUCGAGGCCGGGAGUCGAGUCGCGCGGGCUCCCGCCGCCGCUGCCCUUGCUGCUGCUGCUGCUGCUGCUGCUCCGGACGCCCUGGCCGGCGGCGUCCCACGGCGGCAAGUACUCGCGGGAGAAGAACCAGCCCGAGCCGCCGGCGCAGCGCGAGCCCUCCGGGGAGUUCCGCAUGGAGAAGCUCAACCAGCUGUGGGAGAAGGCCCAGCGGCUCCAGCUCUCUCCCGUGAAACUGGCCGAGCUCCACGCGGAUCUGAAGAUGCAGGAGAGAGAGGAGUUCGCCUGGAAGAAGCUGAAGGCUGAGGGCCUCGACGCAGACGGGGAGAAACAGGCCAGACUCACGCGCAGCCUCAGCGUGAUCCUGGCCAAGUACGGCCUGGACGGGAGAAAGGAUACCCAGGCCGUGAACAGCAACUACCUCAGCGACACCGCCGAGGACGACACCCUGGGAGACCCCAAGCUGGAGAAGCUGUGGCACAAGGCAAAGACUUCGGGCAAGUUCUCCGGCGAGGAGCUGGCCAAGCUGUGGCGGGAGUUCCAGCACCACCAGGAGAAAGUGCGGGAGUACAACGUGCUGCUGGACGCCCUGAGCAGAAGCGAAGAGACCCUGGAGAACGUCAUCAGCCCGUUGGACGCGGGCCGCGUCAAGGAGGACGUGCUGCACAGCAAGCACGCGGAGCUGAAGGACCGGCUGCGCCACAUCAACCGGGGCUACGACCGCCUGCGCCAAGUCAGCCACCGGGGCUACGGCGCCGAGGCCGAGUUUGAGGAGCCCCGAGUGAUAGAUCUGUGGGACAUGGCCAAGUCCGCCAACUUCACCGAGAAGGAGCUGGAGUCCUUUCGGGAGGAGCUGAAGCACUUUGAGGCCAAAAUCGAGAAGCACAACCACUACCAGAAGCAGCUGGAAAUCUCUCACCAGAAGCUGAAGCACGUGGAGAGCUUCGGGGACCAGGAGCACGUGAGCCGCAGCAAAGAGCGAUAUGCCGCGCUGGAGGGGAAGGCCAAGGAGCUGGGCUACAAGGUAAAGAAGCACCUACAGGACCUGUCCAGCCGCGUCUCCAGAGCGCGCCACAACGAGCUCUGACCGGGAAGGAGCGGGGACGCCGGGACCCGGCUCUGCCCGAGGACGCGCCCGGGACAGGACUUCGGAGGAGGCGCGGUGGGGACCGGCGGGCGUCGGCGGUGCGGGAGGCCUGCUCCCGUCCCCCGAGAGCCCGGUGGGAGGUCGGCUUGGAAUCUGCCCCUGGAGAUACCGCGUCCGGAAAAACACGUCACGGGGUUUAAAGCGUCCAUGAUCUGAC
Messenger RNA from Suricata suricatta (meerkat), 1354 nucleotides. RefSeq names its product LDL receptor related protein associated protein 1 (gene LRPAP1). Gene Ontology annotation, cellular component: endoplasmic reticulum; rough endoplasmic reticulum lumen; endomembrane system. Bases 46 to 1137 code for a protein of 363 amino acids. The transcript has 8 exons. The record is from RefSeq and is a predicted model, not a curated record. Gene Ontology annotation, biological process: negative regulation of very-low-density lipoprotein particle clearance; negative regulation of receptor internalization. NCBI's taxonomy places the organism in Eukaryota, Metazoa, Chordata, Mammalia, Carnivora, Herpestidae. Gene Ontology annotation, molecular function: very-low-density lipoprotein particle receptor binding; heparin binding; lipase binding.